AUGUCUUUGUCGUCUUCAUCAACACGGAACGCCUUCGCGUUGGAGCGAGCGGUGGCAAUCUCGGCGGUGGAACGCGCAUGCUCGCUCACGGAUAAAGUCUUCCGCAACCUUGUCACCGCCGACACGGUCACGAAAAAGGACAAGUCGCCUGUCACGGUCGGCGACUACUCGGCGCAAGCAGUCGUCAAUGCGAUUCUCGGAUCGUAUUUCCCCGAGGACCCCAUCGUUGGAGAGGAGGAUUCCAAGGAUCUUCAGAAGCCCGAGUCCGAGGCGCUGCGUAAGCAAAUCUUUGAUCUGGCCAAUCAAGCGCUCAAAACCGGCUCGGAAGAAUGGGCUGCAGUAGCCGAGGCAGAGUCAAAAACCAACACGCCAGCAUGGCGUGAGCGCGAGUUGACCGAGCAGGAGCUUCUGGCAGCCAUCGACCGGGGCAGCGCAGAGGGUGGUGCCAAAGGCCGAUGCUGGGCACUCGACCCCAUCGACGGCACCAAAGGUUUCUUGCGUGGCGGGCAGUACGCGGUGUGCCUCGGUUUUAUGGUCGACGGUGUCGUCCAAGUCGGCGUGAUGGGAUGCCCCAACCUGCCGCACGACGCUUCUUCUGCCAAACCUAAGGAAGGCGAAUUUGGUGCAGGCGAAAAGAGAAGCGAUCUCGGCACUUUGUUCAUUGCCGUUCGAGGACAGGGUGCUUUCCAACGUCCGAUUCAAGGUGGCAAGGAAGAAAAAAUCUCGAUGCGACAGAUCAGCUCGCUCUCGGCCGCUUCGUUCUGUGAGUCGGUCGAGGCAGGCCACUCUUCGCAUGGCACCAACGCCAGAAUCGCAGAGCUACUCGGCAUCACGGCUGCCUCGGUGAGGAUGGAUAGCCAGGCCAAGUACGCCAGCAUUUCCAGAGGAGAUGGCGACGUCUACUUGCGGCUGCCCGUCGGCGAUGGCAGUUACCAGGAAAAGAUCUGGGACCACGCUGCCGGAUCUCUGCUCGUUCAAGAGGCGGGGGGUAAGGUCUCGGACAUUCGCGGCAAGGACCUCAACUUUGGCGUCGGACGAACGCUGCGCGAAAACCGCGGUGUGGUCGCAUCGAGCCAAGAGCACCACGCAAAGGUGAUUGAUGCAGUGCGCAAGGCUCUCGAAGAGGAGGGCCGCGGUCAUCUCUGA
Mycosarcoma maydis (corn smut) is the source of this 1146-nucleotide messenger RNA. Its product is annotated as putative protein ser/thr phosphatase. Gene Ontology annotation, biological process: sulfate assimilation; phosphatidylinositol phosphate biosynthetic process. The record is from RefSeq and is a predicted model, not a curated record. Gene Ontology annotation, molecular function: 3'(2'),5'-bisphosphate nucleotidase activity. The coding region runs from base 1 to 1146 and encodes 381 amino acids. The transcript has a single exon. NCBI's taxonomy places the organism in Eukaryota, Fungi, Basidiomycota, Ustilaginomycetes, Ustilaginales.